AUGAAGACUCUGAAUUUCUUUGGGGCGUGUUUUCUUGGCUGUUUGUUUUUCAUGACUUUCGUUCGGUGUGAAGAUACAGUUGAAAUACCCGAAUCUAACACACAGACAGAACCCGUGCUGGAUUCUACACCAAAGGGAGAGAAUCAGCCCCUGGUACCAGACAUUGCAGCGAAGCAGGACUGUCGUUUGAACUCUCUUCAGCUCCAGACUGACUUUAACCUGGCACGAUUUGAAGGAUACUGGUAUACUAUAUCCACUAACCGGUACUGGCUGGCUAUCCCUAGCUGGCUUCGUGUCCGUCAAGCAAAUGUCCAGGUCAACUACCGAUUGCUGUCCGACGGAAGUCUGGAACUCAAAACAGGUGGCGAGUUCGUGUUUCCGUUCUGUGACUACAUGAAAGGGAAAGGUUCUAUCCCUGACAAAACUCAUCCCGAGAAGCUUGAGGUCCAGUUUGACACACUGAUGACGAGGGCUUCGAGGAAGAACCCUUACUGGAUAGCGAGCACAGACUACGACGGGUUUGCCGUCAUUUAUUCGUGUUGGAAAGAGCGGGAAGAUGGCACGUGUCACCCUGACUACACAUACAUGUGGACACUGAACCGGAAACGAGGUGGACACACUCCGGAACAAGAGGAGGAAAUCAAACUUACAGCGGAACGCAUGUGUGUUCCUAUUGAUAAUUUUCAAACAUUUAAUCAGGACGGAAGUUGUAAAUUUGAUCCUGAAAAAUUUCCCUCGGGAGGGUUGGGAUUAAUUCCAUUUCUAGUCAUAGUAGCGAUUUUGUUUACAUUCCUUGGAGUUUUGUUGUGCUGUUGUAGUUCUAAAACUGAUCCUGUAACUGAGGCCAAGAAAAAACAAUAAGUCAUAAAAGUAACAUCUUCUCCUCUCCAUAAGCAGUGUACGAGUAAAAUAUGUUGA
Ylistrum balloti is the source of this 918-nucleotide messenger RNA. RefSeq names its product purpurin-like. The coding region runs from base 1 to 861 and encodes 286 amino acids. The transcript has 2 exons. NCBI's taxonomy places the organism in Eukaryota, Metazoa, Mollusca, Bivalvia, Pectinida, Pectinidae. The record is from RefSeq and is a predicted model, not a curated record. Gene Ontology annotation, molecular function: retinoid binding; retinol transmembrane transporter activity.